Colletotrichum godetiae is the source of this 1566-nucleotide messenger RNA. RefSeq lists its product as uncharacterized. NCBI's taxonomy places the organism in Eukaryota, Fungi, Ascomycota, Sordariomycetes, Glomerellales, Glomerellaceae. Gene Ontology annotation, molecular function: metal ion binding; ATP binding. The transcript has a single exon. The coding region runs from base 1 to 1566 and encodes 521 amino acids. The record is from RefSeq and is a predicted model, not a curated record.
AUGUCAGCCACCUCGGCCGACCCCUUUGGCCAGAUCCUCAAGGACCUAGUCCUCAUCGCCAUCAGCCUCGCCUUCAUACCCUUCACCGCGAUAAUCCUUGUCCUGAGCCAUGCGUGGCAGCGCUUCCUGCGUCCCGGCCAGGCCUUCGAUCCCGCCGCCGCCACAGACCGCCAACAGCAACAGCGGCGCACCAUCCUCGUCACCGGCGUCGGUAUGACAAAGGGCCUCACCCUUGCACGACUGUUCCACCAAGCAGGCCACCGCGUCGUGGGCGCCGACUUCUCCCCUUACGCCUGCGGCAGCCGGUCCGUUGCCCUCGACGCCUACCACGUCCUCCAGAAACCCGGCCGAGCCGGAGGCGGUGCCGACCCGUACCUCGACUCGGUGCUGCGAAUCGUCGAGCGGGAAAAGGUCGACCUCUGGGUCAGCUGCUCAGGCGUCGGCUCGGCCGUGGAAGACGGCGUCGUCAAGGAGGUCGUCGAGGCCCGCACGCGGUGCCGUGCCGUGCAGCCCGACGUCGCGCGCACCCGGAUUCUGCACGAGAAGGAUUCCUUCAUGGACCACACGCGCGAGACAGGCCUGCGCGUACCAGAGUCAUACCUCGUCACGAGCCGCCACGAGAUGCUAGCCGCGCUCGAGGAGGCGUCGGGGAGCUUGUCAUACGAUGACGACGAUCCCGCGUCCACCGCCAAAACCAAGAAACCGCGCUUCAUCGCCAAGUCGGUGGGCGUCAACGACCGCGGCCGCGGCGACAUGACGCUGCUGCCGCUGCCGACGGAGAAGCAGACGUACGACCACGUCUACCGCCUUGAGUGGCUGGGCCUGUCGGACAAGGAACCCUGGCUGCUGCAGGAGUACAUCGACGGCGACGAGUUUUGCACGCACGCGCUCGUGGUCCGCGGGCAGGUGAGGGCCUUUGUGGCGUGCCGCUCGGCGGAGCUGCUGAUGCACUACGUCGCGCUGCCGGCUGCGUCGGCGCUGUCGAGGGCGAUGCUCGAGUUUACGAGGAAGCAGGCAGCGUCGUUUGGGGAGGUGUAUACGGGGCACUUGAGUUUCGAUUUCAUGGUCAGCCAUGAGGAUGUUGCUGCGGCGGCGGCGGAUGGGUGUAAGCCUGAGCAGCUCAAGCUGUAUCCGAUUGAGUGUAAUCCGCGGGCGCAUACCGCUGUUGCGUUGUUUGGGGAUACGCCGGAUCUGGUGGAGCAGUAUCUGAGUGUUCUAGAUGAGACGGAAAAUUCUAGUGGCAGCGGCUCGGAGAUUGAUGUGGUGACGCCGAGGAGGCCGGCCAAGUACUACUGGAUCGGGCAUGACCUCUUCACGCUGCUGCUGCUCCCCACGGCGAGGCUGUUGCUCUUCCGGAUAUCGAUUGCGGCGUACUGGCUGUCUGUAAAGACGUUUGUCAAGCACGUCCUAUUCUGGAAGGAUGGGACGUUUGAGCUGUGGGAUCCGGUGCCGGCGUGGUGGCUUUACCACGUUUACUGGCCCAUGACAUUUUGGGACUGCCUUGUGAAUAGGAGGAGCUGGAGCCGGAUCAACGUGAGCACUACAAAGAUGUUUGAGUGCGAUUGA